GAUGGCAGGCGUCGGCAGCUGUCCCAGCAAAAAUACUAAAAAGGCAAAUCUGAUGAAUCCUCCUUCGAUCAAACACAUUCUCGACGAAUCCGUCUCUGAGAUUGUCACCAGUCAUGGAUAUGUGGAAGACAUGAGCAGGAGGACUAUAAGAUUGUUUAUAGGAGCCAUCAUCAUAAUCAUCGCUCUCGCCGCUCAGUUCUACCCGAAGAAAUUCCCUGAAAACAGAGAUUUUCUGAUCGGAUGCAUCGUUUUAUAUCCUUUCUUCCUUGUUUUCCUUAUUUCCGUCUGCUUCCCCAGUCGUGUUCCAUAG
This is a messenger RNA of Telopea speciosissima, 310 nucleotides long. Its product is annotated as probable signal peptidase complex subunit 2. The record is from RefSeq and is a predicted model, not a curated record. Gene Ontology annotation, biological process: protein targeting to ER. The coding region runs from base 2 to 310 and encodes 102 amino acids. Gene Ontology annotation, cellular component: signal peptidase complex; membrane. NCBI's taxonomy places the organism in Eukaryota, Viridiplantae, Streptophyta, Magnoliopsida, Proteales, Proteaceae. The transcript has 2 exons.